Molecule: messenger RNA, 804 nt
Organism: Daphnia magna
Lineage: Eukaryota; Metazoa; Arthropoda; Branchiopoda; Diplostraca; Daphniidae
Product: proteoglycan 4-like
Exons: 1
Coding region: 1-804 (267 amino acids)
Source: RefSeq, a predicted model, not a curated record
AUGCAGCGCAACAUCUCACACAACCAAGGCCCCGGAGUACUACACAACCAAGGCCCCGAGUACUACACCACGGCUCGUACUACUACUAGCAAGGCCCCCGAGUACUACACCACAACGUACGCAGCUCCUUAUAAUAGAGGGUCCCCCCCAAGUACUACACCACGAAGGCUGCUGAAUACUACACUGGAAGCCCAGAAAUACUAUUCAGCUCAAAGCUACACAACCACAGCUGCCUACUACACCACUGAGGCUGCCAAGUAUUACGUUGCCCCCAACUUACUACAGCCAGGCUGCACCGUCUUAUUACUCAAGAGCCGACUUACUACACCGAGGCUCCGCAAUAUUACGCUGCUCAAGGCUAUUACGAAACCGUGGCGCCUGUCUACUACACCCGAAGCACCAAAGUAUUAUUCUGGCCCGAGUUAUUAUACCACAGCUGCCCCUUCGUACUACGAACCUGUCUACUACCAAGCCCCAGGUACUACAGCGCUCCCAGCUACUACGAGACUGAGGCUCCUGCCUACUACACAAAGGCAUCCGAAUACUACACCAAAGCGCCCAAGUAUUAUGCUGCUCCAAGCUACACCACGACAGCUGCCUCUUACUACACUACUGAAGCUGCCGUGUUACGUAGCCCCGACUUACUACUCACAGGCUGCUCCUUCCUACUGUGCAGAGCCGACUUACUACACUGAGGCUCCUCGAUACUACGCUGCUCCAGAGUACUACACAGAAGCUCAGAAAUACUACUCUCCUCCGACUUAUUACAGAGAAGCCCCAGUACUACGCCACCAAGGCACCUAG